Molecule: messenger RNA, 2181 nt
Organism: Aureobasidium namibiae CBS 147.97
Lineage: Eukaryota; Fungi; Ascomycota; Dothideomycetes; Dothideales; Saccotheciaceae
Exons: 11
Coding region: 1-2181 (726 amino acids)
Source: RefSeq, a predicted model, not a curated record
AUGGCGACUCUGAGAUGCAAUGCCUCCCAAGAUCGAGACAUGGCUCGGCUCAUUCGAUCUCAAACCGAAAAAACCCUUCGCAAAAGCAACAACGACUGGGGCAGCGUACUAAGCGCAGGACCACAAGCGCUCACAUGCCUUGCGCAGUGUGUGCUUGUUGCCAAUGGGCACAAGGCCGGUGGUCUGAUUGAGCUACAACAGCACGGUCAGAUGAGCUAUCUUUCGUUCAAUCAAGCCGAGCGGAAGAUGAGUAUGCUGCUUCGCAACGCAGAAGUGAUCUGCGGCCCCAGUGGAUUGAUCGACAAGAUCCUCGUAACAUGCUCGCAGGAAGACGUCUCAACUUCUCGUUUGACAAGGUUACUCGAUAGAUUGGACACGAUCUCGAAAGACUGCGUGGAUAAGAUCGCUGCCGUCUCCGACGAGUUCGAAGCAGUAUCGACGUUGGCUGACAAUAUUCACCAAGCCACGAUUGCCUCAAAUGAUAAUGCGGCACGUAAUAUUGACGCUCUGGAAUCGAGGCAAAGCGAGGCAAACGCGCGCAAAGAACAUUCUAAAGCUUCGAUGGCGGCUGCCAAAUCAUUAGUCGAUGAAAGCGAGAGAGAAUCACUCGAAUUCAAAAAGUUACUAGAUGAGGCUCGAAACAACCUGAACUCAGAACUGGAUCCAGAUUGGAAUAGGAUGCUCAAAAGGUCUGCACCAGAACUCAUUCGUGGCGUUGGGUUGUUGGCGGCAGCUACCCAGCCCAGCAAUUACGCCGCUGCUCUGAAAACAAUGUCCGAGUUCAUCCAAGCUAUCGGCGAGGAUCAUGCCGACAUGAAGGAUCGACAAGAUAGGCAAGCAGCGCGGCAGAAUGAUACUAGCUCAUCAUGCGACGAUUUGAAAGACUCAGAUGACGAGACACAUGCUUGGUCCAUUCUACGCCGUUUGGAAGAACCCGCGCGCUCGUUGAAUGAACAUCUACAUGCAAACAACAAGGAACCUGAUUGGGAGGGCCUUUUGGGGAAGACGACAUAUACUGGAGGUAAUCAACCUUGGCCGAUCGGUAUGAUCGAUACUGAACUCGCGAAUAUCUCGGGCGCUUAUGCUGCAGAAUCUUCUGUGGUGCGUUUCCAGGCGGAUAAAAUGAUUGAAGCUCUGCGAACGCUUGUGCAAAAGAUCAAAGGGGAAGUUGAAAAGGACUAUUUCCAUAUCGAGAAAAGGUCUCCCCCACACGAGACAGUGCGUAAAUGGCAGGCUGCCAGCUUGAAGAUCUGUGAGAACGUACAACAGCAAAUUCAAGCAAGGGUAAAAACAAUAUCUUCCACGAAACGAGCAAAGGCAAAGGAAGAGGAGCGGAAGUCUGAGAAGAGAGAGGUUGAGACCAAGAAAGCCGAAGCGUCACUGCAAAAGUCUCGAGACAAGCGUGCGGAGAAAGAGCGACAACAUCGCGAAGAGACAGCGAAACACAUGGAUUGUACUUACCAAAUCCAGAAGUUGGCUGAUCAAGGAUUCACCUUAGACAGUAUGAAGGAGGUUCUGCGGCGGUGUCUCACGCAACUGAGUGAAUUCAAAAAUCGUCUUAGACAAUUUCAACAGUUCUUCAACAAUCUGAGAGAUGAAGUCGACAAUCUCUGCAAGAAUGCAAUUGGGGAUCUGAAGAUGAGUGGCGAGGAUUUGGACGAUGCGCCCACUCAGAGAGUCCAGUGUCUGGAUAGAGGUACUGACGGGGAUCAGGACAUUCGUGCAGGCGUAAUCGCCGUCCUUGUGGGAUAUCAGUGGGCCGGUGAGGCGGCGGAAACAUACUUCGAAGUCUCAAGAAAACACAUCAUGCCUGGUAUCAAACAUAUCGACGGCAUCAUGGCUCGAGGAGUAAUCUCAAAAUCCCACAAAGAUCUCGACAGAUCGUUACAAGAGAUUGCAAAUUUUGCUGAAGCGGCCGAGAAGAGUAUCAUCCAUUUUGCAGAGACACGUCGCGCCAAGCUACAGGCCAGUCGUUAUGAAACUCGAAGGGAGGUGCUAGAAAUAGUCCAGAAUGAGUUAGAGAGCAUAUCACAGCUCAAAUAUCCGCCUGUUGCUACAGAGUCCAGAGCAGACAGUCCGAGGACCGAUGAGCCUAUAGAGAUGGUUUCUAGGACCAGCGCCGGCCAAACUGGGAAGUUCGACACCUUCAUUUAUCCUAUGCCAGGAGCCUUUGAUUUUUGA